CAGCGUCGAGAGGAGGGGAAGGAAGACAGACGCUCGGUGGUCGUGUUUCUUUGUUAAUGUUGCACGUACGCGGUGUGUACGAACAAGAGAACAAACACAGUCCCGCGGGUUCUCGUGCGUGAUACACAGAAGAAGUCGACUGGUGUUGCUCACUCGCGCGCACGAGAGCGUAUGUAGAAACGACACCGUACGCCUCGUCCUCGUUCACUACCGGAUAGGUAGCUACGGAUAGGAAAAAAAAGAAGAAGCAGAAAGAUAUACAUAUAGGGUUAGGUUGGGGGACAGAAGAGAUGCGUCUGAGACCGGCGACAACGGACGCAUAUCAAGAGUUCGGAAAUCGGUGUACAGUGUACAAUAUCGAAUUUCUCAAGUGAGCUUCGCAACGAGUCGAAGCACCAGCGUGUGUCCGUCCAUCUAUCUGUCUGUCGGAUUGUCUGUAUCUUUAAUGAGGUGAGGUGGGACACGGGGGAGAGUGAGGUGAAGCGCAAGGUGAGGUGAAGUGAGGUGUGGCGAGGUACGGUGAGGUGAGGUGUGGUGCGGCAAGGAGUGGUGCGGUGCGGUGCGGUGCGGUGCGGUGCGGUGAGGUGUGGUGAGGUGAGGUAAGGUGAGCAAGCCGAGGCUGAAGAGAGUGAAGUGACCGAGCGCAAGUUCGACGAGAGGACGCGCAACGUCGUUUACGCACGACAAGAAAGGGACUAUAGGUGACUUGUGACUGUGAAUAAUCGGUGUGUGAAAAAUAAAGAGAAAUAGAGCCAAACGCAAGACGCACGAGGGGUGGAAAACUAAGGAAAAGCUGAGAAAGCUGAAAAAUUUAGAAACAGAGUAAACGCGUACUCAGGAGCGGAGAGAGAGAGAGAGGGAAAGAAGAGCGCGAAGUCUGCGAACGAUGACGACGCGCGUUCGUUCCGCGGUCAUGCGUCCGCAAUUCGUCGAGCCAUGAUGCGAAGUACUGUAUCUAGUAUAGGCUGCUGGCCACGGCUGUGGCUCGUCGUGUUCGUGACGUGUGUGUGACCAAAGGGAUACGAUUCCUGUCGUGUUCAGCUCCGUUGCUUUCCCUUUUUGUUCUUUCUUUCCGUUUGGAUAUCUACUAUGUGCGCUGUAUUCCUCUCGAAUCGUUUCUUCGAACACCAAUAGAGAGGGAAGAAAAAUAAAUACAGUCAUGUCUUACCGUAGUAAGCAAUUCUGCCUCCCUGUUUAGCUGUGAAGCACCAACCAAUCAGAUUUCUCUACCUGCUUCAUAAUUCUAAGCCGGUUGCCCCCGCUUGGCUUACUAUCGUGAGGCACUACUGUACGUGGACGGGUACGUUCACGAUUCUUCCCCGUUCUGCGCUGCUGUCGGACAUUGUUAGCUCGAACGAAACGGUGGUUCUGUUUACACUGGAAGAAAUUGACAGUCUUCGAAGAUGUACGCGAAGGGGAAGGGUUCAUCGGUACCCUCUGACUCUCAAGCCAGAGAAAAAUUAGCUUUGUACGUGUAUGAAUAUUUAUUGCAUGUUGGCGCACAAAAAGCAGCACAGACGUUCUUAUCCGAGAUACGAUGGGAAAAGAAUAUCACUCUUGGGGAACCACCUGGAUUUUUACACUCUUGGUGGUGUGUAUUCUGGGACUUGUACUCUGCGGCACCCGAAAGACGAGAUUCCUGCGAACACAGUAGCGAAGCCAAAGCUUUCCAUGAUUAUGGCUUUGUAAACAGUGGUUAUGGAGUCAAUGGUAUUGCACAUAAUGCUGGUCCAGCGCCAUCCCCCAUAGGACAAAUGCCACCCAACGAUGGUAUGCCUGGUGGACCAAUGCCUUCCGCAUUCUUUCCUAACAACUCAACAAUGCGACCAUCUCCGCCCACACACCCCUCAUCACAGCCAUCCCCCCAGCACCCCCAGCCACCCCCGCCCCCACACUCGCAGAUGAUGUCCACUCAGUUUAUGGGUCCACGAUAUCCUCCUGGACCACGACCGGGAGUACGUAUGCCGCAAAUGGGAAAUGAUUUUAAUGGACCCCCUGGACAGCCAAUGAUGCCAAACAGCAUGGAUCCGACUAGGCAAGGCGAAGCUGGAGAAUUUGUAGGGUGGCAAGCUCCUCCAGGCAUGAAUCCCAUGAAUCCAAGGAUGAACCCACCGAGAGGGCCUGGAAUGGGUCCAAUGGGACCGGGAAGUUAUGGGCCAGGAAUAAGAGGACCACCUCCUAACAGUACCCUAGGUCCAGGAGGUCCGGGAGGACCUGGAAUGCCGCCCAUGAGUAUGGCUGGACCAGGCGGGAGACAACAAUGGCAACCUAACACAUCUACGCCCAUGAAUUACUCAUCGUCGUCGCCUGGUAAUUAUGGAGGACCCCCAGGAUCAACGGGUCCUCCAGGCCCAGGUACACCAAUUAUGCCGAGUCCACAAGAUAGUAGUAAUAGCGGCGGUGAAAACAUGUAUACCAUGAUGAAACCUGUACCUGGUGGAAACAUGCCCGGUGACUUUCCCAUGAGUGGCGGACCAGAGGGUGGUCCAAUGGGUCCUAUGGGACCAAACACGAUGGGUCCUGUUCUUAACGGCGAUGGUCUUGACGGAAUGAAAAACAGUCCAGCUAACGGAGGCCCUGGAACUCCUCGGGAAGAUAGUGGAAGUGGAAUGGGUGACUAUAAUCUCGGUGGUUUCGGAGGUCCAGGGGAAAAUGAUCAGACCGAGUCAGCCGCCAUACUCAAGAUCAAGGAGAGCAUGCAGGAAGAAGCGAAGAGGUUUGAGAAGGACUCUGAUCACCCCGAUUAUUUCAUACAGUAACUCUAUGCGAGUCGUAGUGCUCCGAGACCAAACUAAACCUUCUGAGAAAGCGAGUCGCGAAACAAUCAUCCUCUCCCCUACUCUAUCUUCCUUUUACCUAGUUCACACUGUACUUGUACCCCCCACCACCACCACACCGCCCCGCAUCCCUCCUAUUCCUCAACUUUGAAAGCGAGGUGUUCAAAAGGACGCGCGCGAAUCCUAACGGAGAACUUAAAACGAUAUUUAAAAACAAUCAAGAAAAACGGAAAACAACGGUACAGGGGAUCGAUCUUAGUUCACAUAACAUAACGCAGAGAGAAGAUUCGUAGAUUUUGCCCCUUCCCCUUCCCCACUUGCGCGGUGCAAGAGGGCCUCGUUCAUCGGUGUUCAUCCUGUUCGGAUACGGACAAGCGGAAAGGGUUGACCAUUUUUCAAGUAUAAAAGUUCAUUCAAUCUGUUUCAUAGAACAUCAUCGUUCCACGUGUUUGUUCCGGUUGUCGUUGAUCGAUUAUCUUUGUUUAACACGUAACGAGUGACGGGGCUCGAGUAUUCGCGUAAUCGAGCCUAAUAAAGUCACGCACGCGAGCAGAUCCGAGAUUCGUCCGUGGUUUCUUUCUUUGUCACGAUUAUGGCGAUCGUCUUUUAGCCAUCUUUCCACGCUCCUUCGUCUCUCCUACUCGCUUAGGAUUCUCAGUUCUGUUUCCUGAGUAAGUAAGUGCUUCCUUAUUGGCUCUAAGUUCAAAGAAAACGCUCUAUUUUUUGUACAGUAGAGGGAAAGCAUUGCUUCAGCGGUACGACGUAAUGUUUUCUAUCGAGGAUAGUUGUUGCCCCCCGCCCCCCUUCCCUCCGCCUCCUUUCUUCUCGGUUUCCCGAUCCCGCCCCGCCCUCCUCCCCUCCCCCCGACUCCGCCCACACUCCGUCAUUCUCCAGCGAAUCAUUAAAUAACGGCAUCGAUAUCGACGAGCGUGGUUCGCAAUGUCGACGGACAAAAUGAUCGCGACGUUUCAUCGAUUUCCUCGAUCGUCGGUGCACGUGGCGCGCUUUCGAAGCAGCGAAUUGUAAAACUAUGCUGACUGUGAUAAGACGAAUCGAAAAGCGGAAAGCGACGAAUUGUUUUCAGGGAAAAUUUCCAACUGUCGAGACAAAAAAUUCUUCACCGGUACUUAAUGGAGCGUACCGUGCUCGUUCCAACAAGUAUGGGGGCUUGUUUUCAUUCCGAUAGAGAGGUAUAUCGAUAUCCCGUCGACGAUACGAGAGAUCAUCGAUGACUCUCCGCCGAAACGGUUCUCGAUAGCAAAAGUUUCGGUUCGAUAACGGAGGAGAAUCGUUUCGAAAAAAAAACGAAAAAAAACAAACGGAGGAUAGUCGUCGUGUUCUAUCCGAACCGUUGGGUAGGUAGAAAAGAAGAAGAAGAAGAAAGAUUUUUACGGGCAUUUGUUCAUGCGUUUUAAUUGCGUUUAUUGCGUUCAAUGCGGUUACGAUCUCCCCCGAACCGGUCCGAACCGAUCCGCGCCGCAAGGAUCGGGUGUCGGAUGAAAACGACAAAGAAGCGCACAGUAUUUAAAGGAAUUUGCGAUUCAAACACACAUCCUCUGAUUUCAUAGUACGAACGUAAGCAUUCGAUUUAAUUCCAUUGACUCGCAGGCACACGAUAAUCAGUUUAGCUUUAUCCGUGUCCGCGGAGAAUGUGAAGACCUCGACGAACAGUUUUAACCCCGCAUCGUUAUGUAUUUAGGGACCGGAAAGAGCGAACUGUGGAUCCGAGUACCCGAGACCUCUGUCGCGUACUCCGGAAUCCGAGUUUCGGUGUUUUCGAAACAAAGUCGGUAAUACAGUUUUCCCUUGUCAGCGACGCGCGUGUGGUUCGGGGAACGCGGUAAGAUGUUCACAGGAUAGUAGCUAAUUCUCUAUUGGUCGGUAGUCGCGUGGCCCGUAAACAGAGGAAUGCUGGUAACGAUGUAGACGCGUUCGUGCUGCGACGAAGACACAAAGAACGGUGUGCUGCGUUAACAAGGGAAAACUCUCGACCAGCGUGGAAGCGGAAUAACGUUAAACAUUGUACUAUAAGCGAGGCACGUGUCGAGAAACGUUUAGAAUCAUAUAGAGAAAUGCUUCGGAGAAGGGGUGUGUCGUCCUGUGGUUAACGUUAGCCCGUCUACAACAGUAUCUCGAUAUAUCUCGGAAACGAAACUAGGACUUAAUCUGGCCAGUGUGCAUCCAUACAGUACACGCUAGGCGUAUCCUUCAUUCGGGACAAUCGUUGAUUGUUGUCGCGGACGGACUUUAUGAAUGCGUAACUGCCAGUAUUUGACAAAUCUAUAAUCUCUUUCUCUUUAUUUUUAGCGAUUAUACCGAGUCCGUUACGUUCACGUUCAAAUCUGAGACUUUCACAGAUACACCAGAGUAUAGUUUUCCCUUGUCGGCGUGAUUUUUUUUGGGAAGGGGGGAGUGUUACUUCCUUUUAUUGGCUGGCGAUUCGGGACGGUGGGGACAAUGGCGGGAACGGGAACGCUAACGAGGGAAAAUUGUGUUUGAAAUUUUUCAUCGCAUAUAGAAUCAUCGAUAUCGGGCGCAGGAACAUUUAAAAAAAAAACAAAAAAAGAAAACGGACAGAAUUGAUUUAUAGUUGGUGCGAAGUUGGGUGUCACACGUUGAUUAUUCCGCGUGGGAAUGCAUGAAAAAUUACGCGAGGACCAGAGUGAACGUAACCAAAGAGUACAAGAGGGUAAAAGAACGGAUCGUCGGGAGCUUGGGGGACGCGACGUUAAUGUGAUCCGAACGAGAUUACGAGACGCGAGAUAAUUCUGGUUCCUUUCGAGCUCUAACGGAAAGCUUGCGAACUGUAAUAUUCUUUUCUCCUCUGAUCGCUGUUUGUUUCCUGGCCAUGCUCGAUUCCGGAAAUGGCGGCGUGUACAUGCACCAUGUGUAUACUACGAUAUUUUGGCGUAUUAUGUAAAUGUGUAACUUGUACAAACCGAUGCGUCGAGUGCAAUUUGAAUUAGACGACUUAUUACCGAGGUUGGAACGCGCGAUGUUCCUGACUUACACACGCGACGCGUUCGCAAUAGUAUCGAUCGUCCUCGUCCACGGUAGGACAGGAAAUGUUUUUUCGAUUUUGGCCGUGAUCUCUCGCGAUUCAAACGUAGGAUUAAUAUACUUGUUUCGAAUUUCUGCUUGUUAAUUGUUCGGAAAUAAUAAUAUGCUGGUCAUUUUUUUAAUUCUGGUUGCGUCCACACGGUGCCCGAACUCGGAACACAUUUUUCAAUGGAACCCUUUGAAACCUCGAUACUAUCGAUAACGUUACGCGUUUUACCUUUAAUGUAUGUAUAUUUAAACUGCUCAUCCCAGCCACUCUCCAACGAGCGAAAAAUUCGUAUAUGUUCUUUUUUCUUUUUUUCGAUUAUCUAUUAUUAUUAUUCGAAUACUCCUUCGCGCGAUUGUGAUUCGGUGACGGAACGAAACGAAGGGAAACUUUUUCGUAACAAAAUUCCGAACGAUUAUUGUUUCGAUCGAACCUCUAAUGAAAGAAAUUCCAAACGUAGAACGAACGGUUGCGUGAAGGAUAGACCAAAAAGAUAAAUACUUUCGGAGAAAAAAGCGGUAUAUAGUAUUUACACUUUUUUAAACGAUCAUUGAGAUACAAAAGAGCGAAAGAGAGGGAGAGAGAGAGAGAGAGAGAGAGAGAGAGCGAGCGCGAGAGAGAAAGAGAGAGAGAGAGAGCGAGAGAGGGAGAAAGAGAGAUGUUUGUACAUUGUUUAAAAACGAGAGUUCGUCUCGUCGUUACUAGAAAACGAGGAGAAAUAAAAGAAAUAAUUACGGUGUGCGUUGAUACCGUUAUAAAUGCGAUUACGAUUUCGUGUAAGGUAAAACUAGGUUAAUUAAGUAAGAGUGUUGGGUUGGCAAGAAAUUAUAGUGGUUCGAAAUGAAAGAAAAAGAAGGAUAUUCAAAUUAAGAACGGUGUAAAAGUAUUUCAAUAGCGAUCGAAUAUGGUAGAAUUCCGAACGCGUGUAAAUCAAGAUCGAAGGACAUACAAGAUGAAAGUAGUUAUUAAAGGAAAUCGAUGAGCCGCCAUUGCUCCCCUCUCCUCUCACUGUCAUUAUCACUACCACCACCGCCACUACAUCACCAUCACCGUAAUACCAUUUACUACUACCCUCGCCGUCCUUUCCUCAUCCCUUGACGAGUGUUUGCAUUGAAAAGUGAACGUAAAAUUGGUUUUUGUAAUUAUUUUCACUUAUUCGAUCAUUGUAGUGCUGACGCGAUUCAGUACAUCUCUUGCGGCCGAGCUCACAUAUUCUUUAAAUUCACGCAUAAUUAUCGACAUAAUUAUAGAAACCUAUACGAGUAUAGCAUUCAAGUAGCAAGUAAUAAUGAUAAAAAUAAUGAAAUAAAUGUCAUCUAUCCUACUAAGCAA
Megalopta genalis is the source of this 7155-nucleotide messenger RNA. RefSeq names its product Sequence-specific single-stranded DNA-binding protein (gene Ssdp). The record is from RefSeq and is a predicted model, not a curated record. Gene Ontology annotation, biological process: positive regulation of transcription by RNA polymerase II. Gene Ontology annotation, molecular function: single-stranded DNA binding; protein binding. Lineage: Eukaryota; Metazoa; Arthropoda; Insecta; Hymenoptera; Halictidae. Gene Ontology annotation, cellular component: nucleus.